Molecule: messenger RNA, 2685 nt
Organism: Klebsormidium nitens
Lineage: Eukaryota; Viridiplantae; Streptophyta; Klebsormidiophyceae; Klebsormidiales; Klebsormidiaceae
Source: the annotation of a GenBank genome assembly
UCAUGAAAUGCGCAUUGCAACGAGAUGCGAGAACAGUUCAGUACGCAAGAGAUCUAGUGAGUUCUUCCCCUGGAGGCUCGCUAAUAGAUAAUGCUGGAUAAUGCUGCAUUGCUGCCAUGCUGGUAAGCCUUCAGAGGGGGAUGCAAGCGCAGGACAGUCCACAAGAGUCGGGCAAGCGCUUUCCGAUCUAGAAUUCAGCUGAGCAUUGAAGUCAUGGCAACUCAGGCAUGCAAGAACGCCUCCAAGUCUGGCAGUGGGAGCCCCCUUACCCGAAAUUUCGACGGCAGAGUUAAUCAAGCAAGAAGCCAUAGAUCUGAUUAUCUUUCCUCAUCCCAGAAUUUUUCAUCUGCCAACGUAACAGCAGCUUUGCAGAGAGCUAAAGUGCCUCUUCGAUCCUGCCGUCGACACUUGGGCGGCACAGGUCAACAUCGUAUUGCUGGUGGCCACAACCUCAGGGUCGUCUCACCAGAACAUCGAACCUCUGGGAAAGAUGCACUUAAUGGACCUCUGUUAGGAUUUAAAGGGCUGACUUCUGCUCCUCGUGUCCGCCAAAGGGUUUUAGAAAAUGCUCAAGCUUUUGCAGGUCAGGGUGAUGUAUCAAACAUGGAAGCAACUCAGAUGGACGCAAAGCAGACAGUCCUCUUAAAGCUGUUUGACGAAAAUCACUUCUUUGUCUUACCGGCAUAUCAAAGGCCUUACUCGUGGCAGAAGGAGCAUGCUGAGGAUCUCCUUUCAGAUUUGUGGGAAGCAGCAAAUCAAGGCAGCGUUCAGAUCAGUGAACGGAGUCAAUGCCACCUGGGCCUCGUCACAGUGGCACGAGGCCCUCCCAUUGACUCACUGACCAACAAGCUGUCCAUGGUGGAUGGCCAGCAGCGUCUGGUGACCCUCUGCCUUAUUUUUGCCGCUCUGAAAUGCCGGCUGGAAAUGGAGCUAGAAAGCAAUGAGCUGUUGCCUGCAAAACGAGCCGAGAUCGAAAAGCUCGCUAAGAAGUUGGCUGAAGCGCUAUGGGACGAGGGGGACGUGGGUACACAGAGAAGCCCAGCACCAAGGGUUGAGCUCAAAAGAAAGGAUGCAGAGUUCUUCAAUGACCUGCUCCAAGACCCAGUAAAAUUCACCAGGCAGGACUAUGAUGCAAAGGUGUUGAAAGGGGAGACCCAGCAGAACAUUUGGCAGAAUCUGCAGUACAUCUGGUCGCAGAUUCGGGAGAGGGAUGUGGACGAGUGCAUCGACCUCUAUAGGUACAUGCUGCAGAAGGUGCUGGUGCUGCUGAGCCACUGCAGCUCCCACAACGACGCCAUCAAGUUCUUCAAAGUUACCAGCAACAGAGGGCUCGACCUGGAGUCCAUCGACAUAGUCAAGGCCACCAUGUGGGAGAGUAUUCCUGAGGAACAGCAGGACGAUUUUGACAAAAAGUGGGACGAGGCUGGGCGUGACCAUCUGUCGGCCACCUUCAAGGUGCUGUCUUUCAUCUACCUCGACAAGCCAUGCAAGGAUGAGAUGGAGGAGUUCACAAAAACGUACGCCCACUUCCAACUAGAAGGGCCGCAGUUUCUAGACAAAAUCCUGCUUCCAUUCGCAAGGACGUACGAGGAGCUAUUGAAAGGGGGGUACACGUGCAGCUCCGAAACGGAGGCGAGGGAGAUUGAGACCUUCCGGCGGUUGCUCUGGCGGGUCAAGCCGGGGUACGGACGGACGCUCCCCGGGUGGGCCCCCGUCGCGAUUCUCGCGUUCAAGGACUUCGCCCAUCACAGCGGGGCCCUCUUGCAGACCCUCGAGAAGCUCGACCGGCUCUCGAUGUUCAUGCUUGUGCGCGGCUGGAGCGUCAAGCUGCAAGACGAGCGCUACAAAACGGUGCUGGACAGUUGGGACAUUGCAACGAAACGCGGGCUAACGAGCGUGUCGGGAAGCAUCUGGGAAGGCUUGCCUCUGGAUCUGUCUCACAAGGAGAUUGAGGAGUUUCUCGAGGCGCUCGAGAAGCCGCUCUACACAAGCAGCCGGCAGAGUAGGCUCGUGAAGCUCCUGCUGAUGCGCCUGAACGAGUUUGACACGAUUCAGGGGGGUGCAAAGUAUGCCGACUUGUACCUGGAGACGAAUCUGUCCGUGGAACACGUGGCACCGCAAAACCCGGAUGACGCAGGAUGGAAGGAGCUCCUAAAGGACCAUCGACGGUACGAUGAGGCCGUGAAUAAGCUGGGAAACCUGGUUCUGUUAUCGGGGAAGAAGAACUCCGCAGCAAAGAACCAAGGGUUUAAGGAAAAGAAGGAGAAGAUUUUCAGCAAGCAGAACCGGCAGGGGACCUCAAACAACAUUCCGUUGACAGAUAAUCUAAAGGAGGUAACGGAUUGGACCUUCGAAGUGCAAGAAGAGCGUCAAAGGAACGCGAUUGCGUUGUGUAGACGGAUUUGGCAGCUCUACUCGAACAAGUAGUUCGACAUGGAGGUGCUUCGAGUUGGGCCAUACAAGGAUUGGUGACAAUCAGCAGGUAAAUGCCCGUAAAUGUGCGCACUACUGAAGAUCACUCAGUGCCAGCGUGAUGCCACGACUGGUCCGACGAGUGAGUGAGACCACGCUGGUUUGAGUGUUGAAGUCGCCCUUUAUAUAGGCGCUUUUGGACAAACCUGUUCCGUCUGCCGGGGCCGCUCACUGACAAGCCAUUGUACAUCGAUGCCAUAUAUGGCCAACCAU